UUAUUAAUAUUACUUUUUAUAGUAGAAUUAUUUAUUCUCUUAAAUAAGGAAUAUUUACUUUUUUCCUAUUUUUAGAAUAUGUUCAUCAUGUCUUCGGAUGAGUGCUAUACACUUGAUAUAAAUUUAAUUAAAAGAACCUAUAGGUUUCUAGCUGAACUUAAAGGAAGUAAAUGUUCAGAUAUUGUUGUAUUAAAAGAAGAUAUACCAAAUUAUAGAUAAUGUGAAAAGGCAGAUUUGUGUAAUAAUAAAAAAGGGGGAAUAGAAAAAAGAAAAGAACCUAAUAAAUCAUUUAAUAAAGAAAGAUUCAGUAUUCAGAUUAGGAAUUUCAGUAAGUGAAUGUUUGAUAAAAAAUAUUUUCUUUUUGAAAAAAAAUGAGUUAAUAAAAAAUAUUAUGAGGACUUUCAAGAGCAAAAUAGAAUAAUUCGUGAUAAAAUAAAAUUUAAAACUUAUACAUUUGGAAUUGUAGUUUUUUUUCCUUUUUUUUACCCCGUAUUACAAGGAUUAGAUAAUUUAUGAAUUCUACGGAAUAAUCUUUUAGGAAUACUAGCUAUUAUUAUAGGAGAAAAAACUGCUAUAUUCGAACCUUAUAUUUGUUCAAUAUUUUUUGGACUACUUAUAAUUAUAUUAGAUCUCAUAAUUAUAAUAACAAUAACUAAGAUCUUAAUAAAUAAUAAAAAAUAUAAAAAAUAUAAGUUGAUAGAUGACAAAAUGAAUAUUAAGUGGUAUGACUUUUUCUGUAACUUAUUAAUAUGA
Molecule: messenger RNA, 753 nt
Organism: Plasmodium malariae
Lineage: Eukaryota; Apicomplexa; Aconoidasida; Haemosporida; Plasmodiidae
Source: the annotation of a RefSeq genome assembly